AUGAGCGACGCGUUCAUAUACAAGCCCGAGUGGCGGGUGCUCCUCUGCGUUGAGUGCGGCUUCUGUUUACAGCCCAGACGCGAUGUAUGGCCUCGAUACCUCAGGCAGCAGCCGCAUUGCUUGCGAGGCGCGCCGCUGAAGGCUCUCGUCGAGCUCUUUGGGAGUUAUGAUCUGUUGGCCCCGGAGCAAGUAGUCGUGCCAACCCAGGCGGUUGCUGCGCUACAUAAAAAGACGGCCCUCUGGCGGAAGUGUAAGCUGCAGACCUUCUUCGCCGAGAAGCAGCACAUCCGGUAUUUUGUAGUGGAUGAUGCCAAAGAAGCCGCAGGAGCUUCAGACGCUAGUACAAAGAGCUUAGAUUCGGGAGAGGCAGACUUCUUCAAGCUAGUCGAUGAAGAUGUAGCCGUAGCAGAGGCAGAUGCCAAAGCAGAAGCCAAUAUCGUUCAUGGUUUCGAUAGCCACAGAUCUGCUGUAAUACCGUGGCUGAGACGGACGGGCAUCGAGGAGCACACGCGGGGCUUGAAGAAGGACGAGAUGCACGCCUCGUUUGCGGUGCUAAAGACUGCCGAGAGCGAGCCCGAGUUGUUUUUAAUACUGGAAAUCAUAGACGAGAUCUUUACAGAAGCAUACAGCUAG
Molecule: messenger RNA, 633 nt
Organism: Mollisia scopiformis
Lineage: Eukaryota; Fungi; Ascomycota; Leotiomycetes; Helotiales; Mollisiaceae
Exons: 2
Coding region: 1-633 (210 amino acids)
Source: RefSeq, a predicted model, not a curated record